GACACGUACGUACCGUGAUAGAAAUUUGCUUCCGCGUUUGCACACUCUCUCCACACUUUAAUACCGCUUCGCUGCUCUUCUGCUCUCUUCUCUUCUCAUCUCACCCAUCUUACCGUACCCACGCUUGCUCGUACACACUUUCCUCUUCUCGCCCUGGUUAAAUUUUGUAUAAAUAUAACGUACCGUGGAAUCCCUGUAUUGUCAUCCGUAUCACACCCCAUCACAUCAUAACAUAACAUACCACAUCAUGUCUCCAAGCCAAGACACUCGUCCAUCAGACGACUCAUCCCCCCCAAUGUGGGAAAUCAAGCCCAUCCCGGGGAAAGGGCAAGGCGUUCUCGCAACGCAGACCAUCCCACCCGGAACCCUCCUCUUCCACGAAAAACCGCUCCUCACAACCGAAACCCUCACCUCCCCCGACACCACCGAGAAACAACUCGCGCAGCUUCUCCGCGGUCUCCCCAAAGAAUCCCAACGUGCCUAUCUCUCCCUGCACAACAAUUAUCCCGGCCAAGGCUCACCCCUCACAAACAUCAUCCGCUCCAACGCGUACCCUCUCGGCCCCUCCUCCCCCAUCGGCGGCAUUUUCAAAAACAUUUCCCGCAUCAACCAUUCCUGUCUCCCCACCACCCAACACUCCUGGAAUCCCAAACGUCAGGAAUUCCUCGUGCACGCCGUGCGGGAAAUCCAACCCGGAGAAGAAAUCACAACUUCCUAUCACGUGGGCGGACCCUCCUCGGAACGCAAAGCCGAAUUGAAAGAAUACUUCAAAUUCGACUGUAGCUGUUGUCUCUGCAGUCUUCCGGCGGCAGAGCUCAAAAAAUCAGACGCGCGACUCAUCCGCGCGGCGGCUCUAGACCAAGCAAUCGGACAUGCGGAAACCGUCAUGAGGAACCCGGAAAAAGUGCUCAGGUCGUGUAAGUCUCUCGAGACGAUUUAUCGGGAAGAGGGAAUCAAGGAUCAGAGGAUUGGGAGGGUGUACUGGGAUGCGUUCCAGAUCUGUAAUCGCCAUGGGGAUUUGGCGAGGGCGAGCGCGUUUGCGAAGAAGUAUAGAGAGAGUAAGAUACUAGGGGAGGGAGAGGAUAGCGAGGGCGCGGUGGAAGCGUUGGUGUUUAUGAGGGAUCCGAAGAAAGAUGAUAGUUAUGGCGGGUCGCAAAGGUGGAAGAGUAAGGUUGAGGAUAUUCCAAAGGGGGUGAGUGACGAGGAGUUUGAGAAGUGGUUGUGGAGAGAGUAGAUGUUUGGUCUGGAUCGUGGUUCUUUUCGGCUGGGUUGGAGUUUCCUUUGGUGUUACGGAUGCUUUUGGGUAACGAUAGAUCUGGGACAUAGAUCUAUCUGGGUUUGGAUCCGCAUCAAAAGAUGCCGUGUUUUCGUAUCCGGAUUAUAUAUUCCAUAUAUCUCACAUAUAUAUAUAAAUAUACUCCCAUCAAGUAAACACCAGAAUAUACAGACAUAAAUGCAUCGAAGUCGCA
Molecule: messenger RNA, 1469 nt
Organism: Botrytis cinerea B05.10
Lineage: Eukaryota; Fungi; Ascomycota; Leotiomycetes; Helotiales; Sclerotiniaceae
Exons: 1
Coding region: 248-1234 (328 amino acids)
Molecular function (GO): protein binding
Source: RefSeq, a predicted model, not a curated record